UCAGGUUUCCAAGAUGAGGAUGAUUCAAACUAAACUGCAUCAGCUGGCAGAAGGACUACGACAAGUCUGGUCCAGGAUAUGUGCUCUCUACACAUCCAACACCACAAAAAGCUGGAAGGAGAAACAUCUCCUUUUGUUUACCUGUUUUACAACCAGCUUCAUUCUCAGCACCUUCCUCUUCUUCAUCCUCCACUUUUCCUUCAGAUGCAUUCAAGAGGUCUCAGUUCCCCUCACUUGUGUUUUUUGUAUAAUCUUAACACCAGCAAUGUUUUUCUCUGAAAGGAUCCGCUGUUUCGGAGCCUUGAUACUGAUCUCGAUGGGUAUGAAACAAGUGAAGAGUCUUCUGCUCACAUUAGGAACCAGUUCGGUGGUUUUCUUCAACAUCCAGAACACAUUACAAAACAUGAAACUGCUUGCAAAAGGCCUCCUCUGCAACUUAGAAGAGAAAUUACUGGAUAUUAAUACUGAGCCCUUAGGAAAUUAUAUUAAAAUGCUCAAGUGGGUGGGAAAGCAACUUGAGUAUUACUUUAAAAGCGUCACGUUAAUGAGUUACCAAGCAGAUUUUAGGCUUAAAGCAAAGGUGGACUCAGAGAACUUCAAAAAUCACCUCAGCCAGGCCGAACAGAACCUAAACCACACAGCGCAGGGUGUGUUAGCAUUAGCCAAUGCUCUGUCUUCAAUAGGAAAGAUUGUGUCUCCUGCCAUGGGUCUUUUGUUUCUUGUGCUUCUCACGGCUUUAUACCUGCGGAGAUUUCAGGUAGAUAAAAAGUAUAAUAAUAUAUACAUCACGAAAACGUUUCGCUGCUUUGACGAGCAGCAGAAGGAGGAGGGAAAACCGUGUGUCCUGCCACUCAACAAAAGCGAAUCUGAGCGUUAUGUCGUGACUCCGUCCAUCCGUCCGAGAGGUCGGCAGUGGAAAGCCAUGCUGAAGUUCAGUCUUCCCAUAUUCACCCACUGCCUCACCUGGCUGGUGUUUAUCAGUCUGGACGCUCUGAUUUACUGGCUUAUUGUUGUUUUGAGCAAACGGCUCGGUGAACUGGAGCCACUUCGCGUACCUGUCGGGAUAAAAGUUCAGGAGGCGACAUUAUUUCUAGGUUUACCUGUUGAUGAAAGUACAAAAGGAGCAAACUUCACCUACACAGUGUCUCUGUUUGAGAAGAAGUGUUUGCCUGAACCGGAACUGUGGCUCUUUCAGUCUCUUGUGCCUCUGUCUGUGGUUUUGGCCUUGCUGCUCGUCCUGAUUCUGCUGUCAUCACAGAUGGUCCAGCUCAGGGUUGUGCUGUCUGAGCAGUUUUUCACUGAUGUCGCAGAGAAACGUGCUGCAUAUCUACAUGCAAAGAUUUUAAGAAAGCGGUGCAAAACUAAAGUGGAAAAACAAGAUCUGAAGACUUUAGCUGUGCAGCCUGAUUUCUGGUGCCCAUUACUCUUCCAUAAGCACAGGACAGAUUCUGACGUUGUUUGAAGUCUCCUAAUCAGGCAUAAUCACAGGUUUGAGUACUUGAGGAAAACACACCAUUUACAGUGUACUAUAGCAUUGCUCUGUCUGCAGAAAGUUUUUUUUUUUGUGGUGACCAAACACAGUGGUCAGCAGAUAUUGUAGCCAGUGUUAUAGGCCAUGAUAGAGAUUAGUUUGUGCUGACCAAGGAGCCUUAGUGGUCAUCAAUAAUAAGCAACUAUAGGACGAUUAUCUUCAUUUAACUUAUGGGCUUAACUUUCCUGUAGAUUCACUGGCAAUGGGACCUGUACCAUAUAAGCUAUAGAUUAGCCUAUAGCCAGUUAAGUUUCAGUUCAGUUUGCACCAAUUCUGAGUUUUAGGUACCAUGAAAGUACCUUCAGAUGUGUGUCUGUACCUACACGAGCAAACAAACUCAAACUAAAGUGAAAUUCAGUCUCUUAUGCUCAUAAAAGCUGCAUUU
This is a messenger RNA of Danio aesculapii, 1916 nucleotides long. RefSeq names its product dendritic cell-specific transmembrane protein. Bases 14 to 1462 code for a protein of 482 amino acids. The transcript has 3 exons. NCBI's taxonomy places the organism in Eukaryota, Metazoa, Chordata, Actinopteri, Cypriniformes, Danionidae. The record is from RefSeq and is a predicted model, not a curated record. Gene Ontology annotation, cellular component: membrane.